AAUCGAACAGUCCUCAAUAUGAGAACAAAAACGUCGUCGUAUUCCAGCCUCAACCUCCAAUCUCAUUUUCUCGGUUUUUGUUUCCAACAGUGUAACUGUAAACCCAAGCCCAAAACCAUUAGAAGGAAAUGAAGGACAUUACAGAGCCUCUCAGGCAUUUCAUCAAACACAUAAAUCUCUAACGUCGCAAGCCGGAUAUUCAUAUCCAAAAUCUUUUCUUUAUGUCACAGAAAGUAGAGGGAAACACAAAAAUGGCUCUCAAAAAGGCCAAUGAUCACUGGUCUUUUCUGGAAGAAAUUGAGGCACCUAUGUGGGUUGAUCUCACUCUAGAAGAUAACUCUAACCACCAAGACAUCAAUGAUGAGUGGUUCCACACAAGCCACCAGUUCCACCAGUGUUCUUCUCGCCAGUUAAAAUCUGCAUUUUCUCGUUGCGGUGAGGUUAUUAUGACCUCAGACUUUGACUUACAGGGAUCAACUUCCCCAAAACUUCCACCGUCAGUCUCAAGGUCAAGAGGCAAAAAGUACAGAAGCAAGAAAUGGAGAGUAGAAAAUCGUGAGUUCUUAUUAAAGAAGCCGCAUCCUGUCAAGGUUUUAAGUGAGAAAUCUUCUUGGGUGGAUUCCGGAUCUAGUGAGGAAAUAAAACCCAAAUCAGGCUUAAUAAAUUCAAAGGGAAAUUCCAGGUCGAAAUCAAGUUUGGUCUGUGAAAGCGGUCUUACUGGAAAUGCCAUACUGAGUUGCUCUAAACCUGUGUUCACUUGUGGGAAUCCAGCAAGUAGGUCAUGUUCUAUUGGAAACAAGGCUUCUAAUAGCAAUACAUCAAGCACCAUUACAUCUCAGAGCAGUCUGCAGCAAGAGCAGUCAUGUUCGAAGGGAAACAAGGCUUCUAAAAGCAAUACGACAAGCACCAUUACAUCUCAGAGCAGUCAGCAACAGGAGCAGAAGCACAUGGAGGUAUCAACUCAAUCAUUUAGUCAAAGUGGUUUUUUGUCAGAAUUGAGGAUUAGUCUUAGGAAAAGCUGUGUCACUAGACAAGCAUCAAGGGUGGAGAUGAAUAAUGAUAAAUGUAUGUCAAGAGGCCGAAAAUCCUCAUCUGGUGGCAAGUCCAGUGUGGGCUCAUCAUCAAACCCUUGUUAUGAGGUUAAAUGCUCAACAUUUACAUCAAGAUGUCCCAAAGAAAUAACCCCAGAUAGCAGAAAUGCAACAAGAAUGACUACUGCAGCAAAGAACAAAAUGAAAACUCUUAGUAUAUCUAAGGAAUCAACUAUUAAAAUUGAAGAAGGGAGCUCCAAUUCUAGAAGGGGAACUAGAAUCAGUGUUGUAAAGCCAACUCGUCAAGAAGCUGCAAAACCAAAGGUUCAAAAGAAAACUCUACAAGCAAGAUCUUUGCUGCCAAUUAGAGUUAAUGAACAACAAAUGUUGUCUACUGCUGCAAUAAAAUCUAAGGAGAAAAUGAGAGCAGGCAGGUUUAACAGGUUGUCAGGUGCUGGUAAAGAGAAUGCUACAGGGAGAAUGACUGCAAGCCAGAAAUGCAGUGGAAAUGGCAUUUCUGCUGGGGUCAUGGUAAGGGGUCAGAAAGGGACGAAACAGAGUGCUUCACAAAAGGGUGGAACAGGAUUGGUGGGUUCAAAGGAAAAAAACACUGAUCGAUGUGAAGUGAAUGUCACCAGGAGGGUCUACCUUCGAUGAGAGAGCAGUUCAGCACACAGCAUUGUAUAUAGUAAAAACCUAACAUCUCCCUUACCCCCACAGGGAACAUGGUUGUAUAUAGCAAAACAACAGAGUUUUUCCCCUCCCUUUGCCUUGGAUUUGGAUGGUAAAAUUUUGAUUCUUUUGACUUUGAACUUCAAUGACAAUGUCUCUGAUCUAGAGGAUUCCCCA
Molecule: messenger RNA, 1880 nt
Organism: Quercus robur (English oak)
Lineage: Eukaryota; Viridiplantae; Streptophyta; Magnoliopsida; Fagales; Fagaceae
Exons: 6
Coding region: 222-1688 (488 amino acids)
Source: RefSeq, a predicted model, not a curated record